GAAUCUGAAGUUUAUCGCAAAAGUAACCGUCACCACAACAUGCAAGUAGAUUCGCCUUAUGAGCUGCGGCAGAUAGUAGAGCUGCGAGGCCACGAUGAUCGUGCAUGGCAUGUGGCCUGGAAUCCAGUGAAACCUCUACUGGCUUCUUGCUCAGCAGAUAAAUCAGUUCGCAUGUAUAACUAUCAUGCAAGCACCGAUCACACAGAUGUGAAUACCACUGAAUUUUCACUGUUUACAACAAUCCCCACUGGACACAGUAAAACCGUCCGUAGCAUCGCCUGGGCUCCGUCUGGGAAGACACUGGCCACCGGAUCAUUUGAUUCGAAUAUCGGCAUCUGGGAGCAGGAAAUACGUAGUGAUGGCGAAGAUGGCGAAGGAAAUGGGAAUAGUGGAGAGUGGGAGUGCAUGACAUUACUAGAGGGACAUGAGACCGAGUGCAAGAGCGUCGCUUACUCCAGCUCUGGAACAUUGCUUGCUAGUUGUAGCCGCGACAAGACUGUCUGGGUGUGGGAGGUUCAUCCUGAUGCUGAUUUCGAGUGCAUGGGGGUGCUCAUGGAGCAUAGCCAAGAUGUGAAGUGUGUCGCCUGGCAUCCAGAGGAAGAGAUACUUGCUUCUGCUUCUUACGAUGAUACCGUAAAACUAUAUAUCGAUGAUCCAUCGGAGGACUGGUUCUGUUUUGCAACGCUAUCUGGGCACACCUCCACCGUGUGGUCAGUCGCUUGGUCCCCAACGAAAAGCUAUCUCGCCUCCGCUUCAGAUGAUUGCACAAUCAGGAUAUGGAAGAGGAUGGAAGAGCACAAAUGGGAGUGUGUCCUUGUACUCAAAGGCCAUGAUCGGAGUAUAUAUUCCAUCCACUGGGGCAAGGGGACGGGAGAUGAAGACAGUAUAGGCUGGCUUGCCAGUACUGGAGGAGAUGGGAAGAUCAAUGUGUGGCGGAUCAACGAAUCACCGGAAAAUUCAGGACCCAGGAAAGAAGCUCUCGAACAUACCUUACUUGCGACUCUGCCAUCUGCCCAUGGUACUAGUGAUGUGAAUGCUGUUGCGUGGUGUCCACGAGCAGGAUACGAGGACAUGCUGGCUACGGCUGGUGACGAUGGUUCAAUCAGAGUUUGGAAGAUUGUACGAGCAUAAAUGUAAUCAUAAGAAAAUAUGUAUGGUUGUUGACCCUGGUAUCUUGGGGCAGAACGAUGUCUUACUUAUUUAUAUGCUACUUCCACACCAACGAGAGAUCGAUGCAGUUGUAGUAUUAUAGCUCCAACACAUACAUAGGGCACAUAUACACUAUCACCAACAAGAAAACCGAUUCUACCGGUAAUAAGCCAUGUCCGAGAAGUGUCUACUGAGUUACACCGUUAAGUAAAAAUACGAGUACGAGACCUUCCCUGAAUCCCCUGGAUUCUAGGACAAUACAAAAGAAUACAAUAACAUCUGAUGACUCCUGUCGUCAACAUAUCAGCUAGAUAUAAACAAGGAGAUGUCAAAAGGGUAUGGUGACGACGAGAUAGAGGCGAUGAUGAUGAUCUCUGUUAGCCUGCGUUUCCAUAGAAAGGGCGCAGUAACAGCUCCGUUUAUUUAAAACGAGCAAGCUGUAGGCGCAAGUCCAAACUCAUAUCCGUUCAUACAUGCAGAUGUAGGCUUUCGUCUUCAGAACCUCCUCUAGACUCGCUAACCGAACAACUGUGUCGCUGAUGUAGGCCCAAUCCCUCCGAGUCUUGGCUGCCGAUAAAGGCUUCUCAGAUUCGGAACCUGUGGUUUCAGAUGAAGACCUCGCAGUA
This is a messenger RNA of Serpula lacrymans var. lacrymans S7.9, 1775 nucleotides long. RefSeq lists its product as uncharacterized. Gene Ontology annotation, biological process: iron-sulfur cluster assembly. The coding region runs from base 40 to 1131 and encodes 363 amino acids. The record is from RefSeq and is a predicted model, not a curated record. Gene Ontology annotation, cellular component: cytosolic [4Fe-4S] assembly targeting complex. The transcript is spliced from 5 exons. Gene Ontology annotation, molecular function: protein binding. Lineage: Eukaryota; Fungi; Basidiomycota; Agaricomycetes; Boletales; Serpulaceae.